AUAAAAUUACGAGCUUCUUGUGACAUUUAUAAUAUACAAAGGUAUGUUUGAUUUGGGUGCUGCCGUGUCGUUAUAGAAUAGAAAGAGCAUCAGUUUGUGUGAUGUGAGUCUGACAGGAUUCACAGUCUUUGAUUGAUCGUAAUUGACGUAUGAUGGUAAAAUGAGCAAGAAUCAGAGGACUUUGUUCGAGUCGUGGGGCUGCAGCGUCUCUCACACAGACCAGAGAAAAACUACCUCAACAAAAACUUCUCAGGGCAGUAAUGUGAGAGCGACAGACAGGUGUGAGCAGAGAGGUGAGACAGCAGCGGUCUAUCAACACACUGAAGAUGAAGACGAUGAUGAUGAUCUGAUGCUCGUGGCUGUUUAUGAGGCAGAGAGGUCCCUGGAGGGCGAUGACGUCACUUCCGGCUUCGACCCCUCCGCAGGGCAGGUGUGGAUUUAUCCCACGAACUACCCGGUGAGAGAGUACCAGCUGCGGAUCUCUGAGGCGGCUCUGCUGCAGAACACGCUGGUGUGUCUCCCCACCGGUCUGGGCAAGACCUUCAUCGCCUCGGUGCUCAUGUAUAAUUACUACCGCUGGUUCCCCGCAGGGAAGAUCAUCUUCAUGGCUCCUACUAAACCUCUGGUGUCCCAGCAGAUAGAGGCGUGUUACAGAGUGAUGGGGAUCCCACAGGAACACAUGGCCGAACUCACAGGAACGACCGCAGCGCAGCAGAGAAGAGAGCUGUGGAGAUCCAAGCGUGUGUUCUUCUUGACUCCACAGGUGAUGGUGAACGAUCUGUCACGGAACACCUGUCCAGCAGAUCAAGUCAAGUGUGUGGUGAUCGAUGAAGCUCACAAAGCCACAGGAAAUCACGCGUACUGUCAGGUGGUUCGUGAGUUGAGGAAUCAGACGCAGCAGUUUCGUGUUCUGGCUCUCAGUGCCACACCUGGAGGAGACGUCAAGGUGAGAAGCUUCAGCGUACAGCAGGUGAUCUCUAACCUGUUGAUCUCUCACAUUGAGCUGCGCUCUGAAGAAAGUCCUGACGUUCAGUCCCAUGUGCAUCAGAGGAGUGUGGAGAAGAUCAUCGUCCCGUUAGGAGAGUCACUCACUCAGCAUCAGACACGAUACCUGCAGGUUUUGGAGAAGUUUACAUCUCGUCUGACCCAGAUGAGGCUGUUGAGUCAUCGUGACCUCCGCUCACUUACCAAGUACCAGAUCAUACUGGCCCGAGAACAGUUCAGACGAAACCCACCGCCACACAUCAUGGGGGGGCAGCACGGGGCUCUCGAGGGGGAUUUCGCCCUCUGCAUCAGUCUGUAUCAUGGGUUAGAGUUACUGCAGCAGAUGGGCCUCCGAUCGCUCUUCCUCUUCUUCCAGAACAUCAUCUCUGGACCUAAAGAAUCGUCUCGUGUCAGGAAUGAACUUCAGAGGAGUCCAGUCUUCAUGGAUCUCUACAGAGAUAUGGAGACGAUGUUUACCACAUCCAGCAGAGAGUCUGAAGAGCGUCACGUCUACAGUCAUCCGAAACUACAGAAACUGGACGAGGUCGUUUUACAGCACUUUAAAUCAUGGGCUGAGAGCGCAGAUGUUGCGAGUACACGCGUGAUGAUCUUCUCUUCGUUCCGUGAGAGCGUGCAAGAGAUCGCCGAGAUGUUGACCCGUCAUCAGCCACUGGUCAGGGUCAUGACCUUUAUGGGUCAGGCGUCGGCUGGGAAAGGGGUUCGAGGAUUCACACAGAAGGAGCAGCUGGAGGUUGUGCGUCGGUUCCGUGAGGGGUUUAACACUCUGGUGUCCACGUGUGUUGGUGAAGAGGGUCUGGAUAUCGGUGAAGUGGAUCUCAUCGUGUGUUUUGACGCUCAGAAGAAUCCCAUCCGGCUCGUUCAGCGUAUGGGGGACGGGCGCCAGCUACACGGACGUAUUGUCAUCAUACUAGCGGAAGGACGCGAGGAACGAACGUAUAAUCAGAGUCAGAGUAACCGGCGCAGUAUAAACAAAAGCAUCAUGGGAAACAAGCACAGCUUCCAGAUGUUUCCUCACAGUGUGCGCAUGCUGCCCGUCGGCAUCACACCAACACUGCACAAGAUGCACAUCAGCUGCGGUCAGUUUGAACACAGAGACAGCGCACGCACCUCCAUAAAGAGUCGGAGGUCAUCGCUCGACCCGCAGAUCACAGACAGUGAUCAGAAGUGUGUGAAGACAGACGGGUGUCUCACUGCAGUGGAAGAGGCCGUGUGGACAUCCACCAUGAGACUGGGAGAAGAUGAACCUCAGCCUGUGUUCAGAGAAACAUCUUUCCUGACCGUCAGUGCCAACCGUCUGUCUGUCUGUCUGUCUGUCUGUCUGUCUGUGUGUGUGUGUGUGUAGGAGCAGUGUGGAUCUGGUCCGGUUCGAGAGCUCUCUCUCUGGGAGUGGAGACACUGGCAGAACAAGCCGCUUCACACACACACAGUGGAACAUUCCGAGCGCUGCCGACACUUCUCAUCCAUCAUGGAGAUGAUUGACAGGAUGAGACAGGAGGAGCAGGGCGACUGCGGUUAUGAAUCCGAGCUCUUGCCGUAUCUACAGAAAGAUGUUGUGGGUCACACCGAUGAUGGACAAACAACCAAAGAAAACUCUGAUAAAAUCACUCAACAGAUGAAACUGAAAUCCAAAGCUGCUGCUCAUAGUAUCAGACAACCCUCUUCCAAAACCAGCUUACAUGAAACUAAUGAAGAACAGCAAAGGGACAGUACCGAAACAUCAGUGUCUACUCCAUGCACGCUGAUCCCAAGGAAAGCAUCGUUUGAGAAGAACUGUGAUAGCACAACACUCAGUGACACACUCUGUUAUAGACCGAUGUCUGUUGCUGAUCCCAGCGCUGACGGGGUUAAAUCAAACUCCGAGUUAUUGUGUGAUGUUCAACCAAUGGACGAGUGCUCCGAUCUUCAGCACAUGUUCUAUUUCUCUACAUGGAGUGUCAGUCCUAAACUGCGUCCUCACAACAUAGCGGCCGAAACAUUUCAAACGAUUCUCUCCAACGUUAAAGAUCUCCUGUCCAAAUCACCCCCACGGGACUUUGACUUGAUUUUCCCAGAGAUCCAACCAAAGGAGUCAAUUUCUGAACCUGUUGAGGAGUGCGAUCUGUUUCCAGUCCAGUUUUGUCUAAGAGCAGACGAGGAAUCUGAUGGUGACUCUGUUGACCGUGACAUGGAUAUCUCGCCUCAGAACUCACCAACUUAUCCUGGAAUUCCCAGGGAAUCGUCACGGUUAUCAGGAAAGGCACUGUCACCCAGUUGGGAUGAGAUGUUUGAUGAUGAGCAGGAGGUCAUUGAAGCGCAAAUAGAAACGGAGGUGCAUGUAGAGCGACAACAACCCCCCACAGGCCUGGACCAGAGUGUUGACCUGUUUGGAGAUGAUGAAGCGUUCCUUCAGGUGACCUUACCUGACGUUCAGACACCAGACGAGACCGCUGUAGCUCGUGAAGAAGCGAUGAUGAACACAUCUGCUCUGAACGCUAAUGCCCGAUUGAACAGCUCAAGAACAGACGGACCGAGAGCCGAGCGGAGCUCUGAGGAGUUCAACUGCUCGCAGGACUUCUUCUCUGUGAACUUUGACCUGGGCUUCUCCAUUGACUCUGAUGAGGACUGUAAUGAACUGGAGACCGGAUCAGCUGCUAACGCAGAGUUAAACAUCACAGCAUCAGCUGUUCACAAACCCAAAGCGUCUCCUGCGGUGUCGUCACCACGGCCUCGUCCAGCUGCGGGAGACUCAACGCUGGUCCACAGAACAUGUGACCAAUCACCGCUCAGUUCAGUGAGGCGUCCCAGCGCCUCAACGCCGAAUCUUGCGCUGCUGUGUGACAGAAGAACAGAUCACGCACACAACACAUUCAGGAAGUCACUUGAGAGGAAGAUGUUUGAUCAGCGUCCGGCAGGUUCAGCAGUGUUGAGCAGUGACAGUGAAGAGGAGAUAGUUGUGAAGAAACCAGCACAUAAAGUCAAUCCUUUAGCAUCUCCUGAGCAGACAAAGAUCUUCAGUGAGGUGGAUUCUGCCGUACUAGCGUGUAGAAAACGCACUGCUGCACUGAACAUGUCAGAAGAGAGCGAUACGAAUGACGGGUCAGAUGAGGAUUUUCAGGAUGUUCGUCGGUCCAGAGUUCUGGAAUCAUGCAGCAUCAGGAAUCCUCAACUGAAAACUAAAAAGGUUCGAGGAGGGCGUCAGUUUCUGGAUGAGGAGGCAGAAUUGUCUGAAGAUGAAGAUGUGUCAACAGAUGAAGAUGAUGGAGAUGAACAGAACCGUUCUCUGCAGGGCUUUGUGGUGAACGCCACUCAGUGUUCUCAGGGCCUCAAUGACUCAGAGAUGCAGGCCUUCUAUCUGAAGUCUGUGAGGAGUCCAGCGCUCCAGAACCACCUCAGAAUGACUUCCAGAACCAAACCGAACAUGAACAUCUUCUCACAGGUGCCUGAACAGGACGAGUCAUAUGCGGAGGACAGUUUUGUGGUUCACGGGAGUGAAGAUGAAGAUGAGGAAGUGGAGAGUGAUGAAGAUGUGCAGAUAAUCCCUGAAGACUCGUUUAUUGAUGGCAGGAAACAGUACGCCACACGACGGCGGGUUCGAAUAAAACAGAUCAGGGCGGCAGACGAGGUGAGAGACGUCCAAUCAGAGAUCAGCAGGAAAAACAAGCGCUCACGCAUCAUCAGAGUACAAGAUUCCAGUGAGGAUGAGGAGGAGACGUGUGUCAGACGAGCAGCAGAUGAGACACCGUCUGUUUUUAAAGUUCCUCAGUGUCUCCAGAACGUCUCCACGGUCCCUGAGAAACGAGCGAGACUAACAGAGAAACAGCAGCAGGAGGAGAGGAUCAGACAGAGACUCCGAGAUCAGACCGCACUGUCAGACCAACUCAACUUCCAAACGGACAAACAGGUGAUCUGCGCAGCUGGCAUGAAUCGGAGUCCGCUGGCCGCGGACGCUCCUCUCUGUGUGUUGGUGGACAGCCGCUGCAUCAGUGGAGGGUCAGAGGUCGUGUCAUCUCUGCGACUCAAACACCGGAUGAAAGUUCACGUGUGUUCACUGGUCAGUUCAGAUUUCAUCGUGAGUAACCGCAUGAGCGUGGAGUGGCACAGUGAAUCGGACAUGUCCAGCGUUCAGAACCGCAGGCGACUGCAGGACCGAAUGCAGAAACUGGAGGCAUUAUCUGAGCGUGUGUGUUUGAUCAUUGAGAAAGACCGACCCAAACCAGGUGAGACGCUGAGAGUGUUUCAGCGCAGCCGCUAUUAUGACGGGACGCUGGCGGCGCUGGUGAAGGCGGGCGUUCGGCUCAUGUUCAGCAACGGUCCAGACGAGACUGCCACCAUCCUGACUAACCUCACACAGGUCGAGCAGAGGAAAGGUCAUUCCAUACGUGUACCGCUGGAGGUCAAAGGUCAUCGCCAGCAGGCGCUUCAGUUCUGCCUCGCGCUGCCACACGUGAGCUACAUCAGCGCCCUGAACAUGUGUCACCACUACACCUCCAUCAGUCACAUGAUCAACAGCUCUGUCGACGAGCUGCAGACGUUUGCGUGUGUGAAUCGCUCCAGAGCAGAAGACAUUUACCGCAGUCUGCGUUACAGCUGCGACUCCACGCUCAUGACCACAAACUAACCCAAGCGAACAUGUCCUCAGCACUUUAACACAUUAUGUAUUAUUGAAUUCAUUGUAUGGACACAAACAUGGAAUGAUCAGGAUUAGACUUUCCUCUCAUGUGAUGUAAAUCAAUCUGUGUUUUCCGAUUCGGAAAGCGAUUUGUACAGCGCUGAUUAUGCUAAUAGCCAGUUUGGUAAUUCUGUUAUGAAGUAUUUAUGUUUAAAAGAAUAUCUGUGUGAGCUGGUAAGACUUUGAGAAAUAAAACUGCUCAGUGUUUU
Messenger RNA from Xyrauchen texanus (razorback sucker), 5862 nucleotides. RefSeq names its product FA complementation group M (gene fancm). Gene Ontology annotation, biological process: replication fork reversal; interstrand cross-link repair; double-strand break repair via synthesis-dependent strand annealing. The record is from RefSeq and is a predicted model, not a curated record. NCBI's taxonomy places the organism in Eukaryota, Metazoa, Chordata, Actinopteri, Cypriniformes, Catostomidae. Gene Ontology annotation, molecular function: four-way junction helicase activity; four-way junction DNA binding; nuclease activity.